Molecule: messenger RNA, 3028 nt
Organism: Wyeomyia smithii (pitcher-plant mosquito)
Lineage: Eukaryota; Metazoa; Arthropoda; Insecta; Diptera; Culicidae
Gene: bib
Product: neurogenic protein big brain
Exons: 6
Coding region: 530-2389 (619 amino acids)
Biological process (GO): transmembrane transport
Cellular component (GO): plasma membrane
Molecular function (GO): water channel activity
Source: RefSeq, a predicted model, not a curated record
CGUUCUAUCGUUCGUCCAUUCCCGUUUGUGUCGUCAUUUGGUGAGGACGUGUUUUCUCUCUGGUGGGUCUUCCGGCAAUCAAAUCCCAUCGUGUUGGAUAGCGUGAGGUACCGAUCGUUACUAUUGAACCACUUAAUCACGUUCAGAGAAGCGGAAGUGGUGUCCACGUGCAGACCGGUGUGUGCCUUUUUUCCGAUGCGAGAAUAGGAUUUUUAUACCCGAUGUCCCCGAGAGACCGAGUGUGUGUAAAUCAACAAGUGUUCAUUGUCUGGAAGCGAAAGUAAACGAUUAGUCUGUCAGUGCAAAAUAUGUGGAGAAUUCUGGUGAAGAAUAAGGCGAAAGAGUGUUCCGCGGUUGAAGAAGUGAACUGCUGACCUAAGGAUUAUUUAGCGGCUAAUUGAGAUCGAAGAUCGACUAAUUGAACUUAAUUGACUGGUUGCGGUGAAGUGACAACUGUGGGUGCGUGUCCGCGUGGGUGUGUUUGAGUAUCGUUAACCGAGAGUACGGUUAUUCCGCUUCGUUUGAAAUAAUGGCCGAAGAAAGCCUACAUGUUCCCGAUACGAAUAUCGAUUUCCACAUCGUUCAGUUGUUUGAACGAUUGGAAAACCUCCGGAGGGAGCCCGGAGCGUCCAAGCUGUCCACCUCCCUGCAGGGACGAGCCAGCAUGCACAACGAACUGCGCAGUUUGGAAUUCUGGAGAUCGAUAACCUCCGAGUGUUUGGCAUCGUUUUUCUACGUCUUCAUCGUGUGCGGAGCUGCGGCCGGAGCCGGUGUCGGAGCCAGCGUCUCGUCAGUCCUGCUAGCAACGGCACUCUCGUCCGGAUUCGCUGUCACUGCGCUGACCCAAUGCUUUCUGCAUGUCUCAGGCGCCCACAUUAAUCCAGCGGUAACAAUCUCACUGGCAGUUACCCGCAUGAUAUCACCCCUUCGAGCUAUCUUGUACACGAUAGCGCAGUGCGGAGGAUCGAUAGCCGGUGCUGCUCUACUGUAUGGCGUGACGGUGCCCGGUUAUCAGGGUAAUCUGCAGGCGGCCGUGUCCCACACCUCGUCGCUGGCCGCCUGGGAGCGGUUCGGUGUCGAAUUUAUCCUGACCUUCGUCGUGGUGCUCUGCUACCUGAUCUCAACCAAUUCAUACAAGAAGUACUUCGGAUCAUCGGCAAUCGCCAUCGGUGCGGCCUACAGUGCGUGCAGUUUUGUCUCGAUGCCCUACCUGAACCCAGCGCGUUCCUUGGGUCCAUCGUUCGUGCUUAACAAAUGGGACAAUCAUUGGGUUUACUGGGUAGGCCCACUGAUCGGUGGAGUGGUCUCCGGUCUGUUGCAUGAGUUCAUAUUCAGCACUAAGAAAACCAGCAAAAAAUCGAAAGACGAAGGUGAUUCCAGCAUUAACUCCGACGAGGAUAUCAACUACGACAUAGAUAUGGAUAAACCAGUUCAAAGUGGUAAAUAUCAUACAUACCGACCUCCGAGUGGAGCCCUUGUCAAUCAGCAACGCUACUGCCAAAGUAUUUACACCGCCGAACCAACGUCGAAAACUGACCGCGUCGAAUCAAUUUACGGUGGAACCAAAUCUAUGUAUUGCAAGUCCCCGCCGCUAACUCGUGCCAAUCUGAACCGAUCCCAGUCGGUGUACACCAAGAGCAACACUGCCCUCAACCGCGAUAUGAACAUUCGACCAGGACCGCUGGUACCAGCGCAAAGUUUGUAUCCUCUGAGAGUCACCCAACCGCAAAGUUCCCAUCUGCAGAAUCAAAACGUUCAGAACCAACUGCAGCAGAGAUCGGAAAGUAUUUACGGAAUCCGGAGCUCCAUGCGGCAACCUGCACCUGUUGAUCGCAUCCCUCAACAAAUGCCUUCACAUCCUCAGCCCGGAGAGCCACAAGGUUUCCAACCAAUCUACAGCACCCGCACUAAUCCAAACUGUUCGACUGACGCCUUGAAGUUUGAUCGAGAAACACGGGAAAAUAGUCGAGAUGAUUCCAUGUCUUCCAAAUUUUCUCGCGCAGGACGGCCAGAAUCCAUGUACGGCCAGCGCCGAGUCCAAUCAGCCCAGUCCGAUGACAGUUCCUAUGGCUCGUACCAUGGUUCGGGACCCGCCAUCACCCCUCCGACCAGAAAUGCCAGCAAUAGUAGCAGUAACUACAAUGGCGGUCUAAUGCUGCCAAAUUAUGGUGGACAUGGGCCGAAUGGAAUGUCCCAGGUUCAGGUAGCGGAGCGAAAGUCAUCUUCUUCUUCUCAACAACAACAACAACAGCAGCAGCAGCAGCACCAACAACAACAACAGCAGUCACUAAGAAACCCAAAUAGUAUACAAAACACCAGUCUGCCCCCUCCGCCACCGCAGUUGCAGUCGCAUCAAGCCUAUCAGAUGCAUCCAGUACGACAGAACUAGGACCCACAAGAAAAAGUGUGCUAAACUCGGAUCUUUGUAUAUUGUGUGUUUUUUUUGUUUUGACUCGAAAAGAUAUUUUAAUCUAGCUAGUUUUACUCCUCAGUUUUUGUUUAUUUAUUUUUCUUCCUAACCUAUUAUACCUACAAUUGUAUUUCUAUAAAUCUAAACCUAAUCUUGAAAAAACAAGAAAACUACACUAUGAAUCAACGAAUGUUACGACAUUAAGACUGACACUUGCUUGUACAUGUAGAUUUUUCCUAUAUAAACAUUGAUUGAAAAUUGUUGAUGUCCUCAAGUCACACUUAAAAGAUAAAAACAUUAUAAACCGUAAUUGACAGCACCAAUCACCGGAUCAUGUGCAUGUGGGUAGUAUUAAACAUUACACUGCAAUCAUUACAUAGUUCACUGACUGUAUGUUUUCAGUUUUGCUUUAGUACAAAUGUAUAUAGAAUUGGUAUGCUGAAGAGUGACGCCACACAAUGCGAAUGUUCAGCCGAAUUAAUGAACGAACCUUAAAACUAAACAGAUCAAUUUAGAAAAUUAAGCGUUAUGAAAAGUUACAAAGUCCGCAAGUAAAUGAAAUAAGGUAGUUAAGAACAUAGAUUUGUUGUUUCUAAUUGUAUUGUGUAUAUAUAUAUA